Molecule: messenger RNA, 1941 nt
Organism: Racocetra fulgida
Lineage: Eukaryota; Fungi; Glomeromycota; Glomeromycetes; Diversisporales; Gigasporaceae
Source: the annotation of a GenBank genome assembly
AUUAUUAAACUUGAAUCUUUAAAAAAAGAACAUGAAGAAAAGAUUGCUGAAUUGGCUAAUAAAAAUGAAUCUCUUCUCUCGGAAAAUGCAUUAUGUAUUCGAACGAUAGAAGAUGCUACCCGUCGUUAUGAUGAGUUGAACAAUAAACAUAUACAAUUUACUCAGGAAAAUCUUGAAAUGUCAAGUGAUCUUCUUGAAUUUCGUAAGAAGAUAGAAGAAUUGGAACACAAGAAUCUUUAUUUAGAAAAAGAUAAAAGUACAUUUUCUAACGAAGUAGGUAAUGUAUCUCAGGAAAAAGAACGAAUAAUAGCAGAACUAAAUGCUGCAAAGGAUGAAAAACAACAAUUACACGAAGAAGGAUUAUCAUUAAAAAGUGAAUUAGAGGAAUUAAAGGGUGAGCGGGAUAAAUUAGCUGGUGUUAUUAAUAUUAUGAAGGAAGAAUGGGAAAAGGAAUAUCAAAAGCUUAAAUCGGAAAAAGAACAAGCUGAGAUUGAAAGGGAAAACCAAUAUCAACAACUUAAGUCUGAACUUGAUCGUAUAAAAGGAAGUUCAAAUGAAGAAACACAAAAUGAAUUUAAUCAACUGAAACGUGAGACGAAAGAAAUUAACGAAAAACUCAAGACCGUACUGAAUGAGAAGAACGUUUUAGCAAAAAUUUGCGAAGAGCAUGAAGACAGCAUGCAGGCGCUCGAAAAAAAAUCUGCUAGCGAACGUGAAACUUGGAAACAGAAAGAGAUAGUACUACUUAAAAAAGAAACUGAAAUAAAGGAAUUACAUCAAAAAUUACUGGAACUUAGUAAAGCAAAGUCUUUAACGGACAAUAAGGUCAUUACAUUAGAAGACGAAAAGAAGCGUAUUGAAGCUGAACUGAACAAAAAAUUAGAUGAAAAUUCAAGGUUAUUAGAUCAAUUAUUUAAUGUGGGAAGUUCUUCACGUUCUAAUGGGGGAGAUGGCACCAGCUAUGAAGCUCUCAAAAUGAGAUUAGAUGAUGUCGAAAUUGAAUCAAGUAUGAAAGACUCUCAAAUAUGCGAACUAGAAAUCACCAAACAGAAGCUGCAAACACGCAUUGAAGGUCUUGAAGCAUCAACUGCUCGUUUAACUGCCAAGUUACAAGAAGCUAGUGCUGAUUCCAAUCGGAUAAGAAAUCAAUUAACUAAUUCGCACAUUGAAAUUGAAGAACUUCACACCCAUAUUACUAAACUUAAAGAGCAACUUAUUGGGAAAACACAUUCGGCCGGUACGCACCAACCAAACAUAAACAAUGAUGAUUCACGUAAGUUGGCCGAUGCUGAACAAACAAUCAAGUCAUUAAAAGAAGAACUUGAACAAUAUAAAAUUUCACAAGUUGACCUUGAACAGAAACUUUUAUCACUCAACAAAAAAUUACAAGCAGCUGAUGAUGAACUACAUGCAAAUGUACGAACAUUUGAGCAAUUAAUUGCACAAGCAGAAAAAACCUUUCGAGGUAAGAUUGAAAAAAUGCAAAGAGAACACACUCAAGAUAAAGAAAAAAUGCAGAGAGAACAUCAGAACACUAUUGGCAUGUUUAAUAAACAAAAAGAGGAAGAAAUUGCCCAAAUUAGCAAAACAAUGCAGAUGCGUGUGGAAGCUCUUGAGAAACGUCAUAGGGAUAUGGCAGCCGCUGAAUUUAGUGAGAACAAUGGUUCUAAUUCGAAGAGAGUUUUAAUAUUGGAACAAGAAAAAUCUCAAUUGGAAAAUUCAUUAAAAUCAACUCAAUCAGAGUGUGUACGGUUAAAUGACACACUUAAACAAUUACAAAUGGGAUAUUUAGAUGCAGUUAAUGAUAAAGAUCUGCUGACAAAUGCAAAGCGUGAAGUUGAAAAGAAGAUUAAGGCCAUGGAGAUUGAGUUACAAGAGGUAAAUACUUUGUGUUUUCUUGAACCACCUCUUAUUAUAAUUCUAAAACUUGACAAUUUUUAG